This is a messenger RNA of Brassica oleracea var. oleracea, 544 nucleotides long. RefSeq lists its product as uncharacterized. The coding region runs from base 105 to 434 and encodes 109 amino acids. The record is from RefSeq and is a predicted model, not a curated record. NCBI's taxonomy places the organism in Eukaryota, Viridiplantae, Streptophyta, Magnoliopsida, Brassicales, Brassicaceae. The transcript has a single exon.
UAUAAGUUCCAUUUUCCCCCAUAGUUGUGUCUUCUUGUCCUAACCACGCUCUUCAAUAAAGUCAUUUCCCUAACGUUCUUGGCAAAGAUAUUUUCGACCUUUCAAUGUCAGAACUUCAAGAAUCAGAGGUUAUAUUUUCCGAUGAAUAUUAUACUAGGAACAACAACAAGAGUAGCAACGACGAAAGCAACAAAACAAAGACGACGGCGAUGGAGAAAAAGUCAUCUCCGGUGAGAAUUCCGUCGAGAAGUAUAUUCCGGCGUACGGAGGAGGAGGAGGAAGAAGAGGAGGGAGAGAUGACUCCGCCACAUAUAAUCAUCGGAAAACGAAGAAUGGAGGCACAAAUGGCGUUUUCCUUUUUUACCCUCAAAGGAAGAGAGUUGAGUCGUCACCGUAACUCCGUUCUUAGAAUGACCGGUUUUUUGGAAGUCUAAUUGAAAAUUUUUGCGGUUUAGUUUGGUUCGGUUUCAUAUCGUUUUUCUCAAUUCUUCCUUUGGGGUGUAUACAACAGCACAGAAAUGAAACAACGGAGAACGAUUUUUUC